AUGAUAACAUCGCCACUAAACACCAGUGCUAUAUAUGUAGGCUACAGCGUGGCCGGCUCGCGGCGCGGCCGGUCACCGCUCCGCAUACUUCUUAUUUUGGUUUACAUUCACGCACAGAGCACAUGCUGCGGGCGUCACGUGAGUGAGAGUGGCGGCCGCUCCCCGCCGGCGCCGGCGCACACCUUCUUGUACAGCAACGUAUUUGCAAGUGACAAGCCAUUUGCU
Molecule: messenger RNA, 225 nt
Organism: Brenthis ino (lesser marbled fritillary)
Lineage: Eukaryota; Metazoa; Arthropoda; Insecta; Lepidoptera; Nymphalidae
Source: the annotation of a GenBank genome assembly